AUGCGUCUCGCACCCACAUUCCUUCUCAUCUCGCUCUUUUCUCUCAUUCUUCCGUCCAUAGCAUCCUCCUUGGACAACAAUCACAACCCACGCGCGUCGCGAACGAUUGCUGCUCGUCAGCAUCGCCCCAAGCGCACUCUUCUCGAUCUAUGCGCAUAUGUCGACCUUUCGGUUCUCCAGCUCCUUGGCAUUGACCUCGACUUGAAGCUAUGCCUUUGUCUCUCAGCACUUCCAUUGACCCUUCAAACCAACCUACAACUCAAGGCCCUUGUUCGUCUACUUGGGGAGGACGGUGCAUUGAAACUCCUGACGUCCCUCAUCACGGGCUUGGGGCAACAGUGUCAUUAUCCACCUCACGCAAAGCCCAUCUGCGACAACCAUUGUGGCUUUGAAUGCACAGACGGCUACAAAAAGGUUGGUAAGACCUGCGUCUGUGCUCCGCCAAUGGUUGAAUGCCGCGGCAAGUGCGCUCUGUCCUGCCCGUCUGCAACUCCUUUGGCCAACACUAAACGGACCACCGAAGCCGGAAACUCUGGACCUGUCCGUUCCGUUUCGACACGUAUGGUUAAAAAGCGACACAAUUCCCCCCGACCACACCCCCGCCAUGUACUGCAGCCUCGCCACUCUUCGGGGCUCCUCUCUGGUCUGAAUACUGUGAUCGACCUUGGCGGCGGUUCAAUGCAUCACGGGGCUCCAUCCGAUGGCACUACGUUGGCAAUAAUCCACGCUACGAAGGAAUUGAUCGAUUACACCAACGAACUCUACGCAGGUCUUGCCACUAUUAUAGCCAGCCCUGGAGACAAUUCGUCCACAGUCUUGAUCAAAUCAACAAUUGCGGUAAACUCCCAAGUAUUGAUGGCUGCCGUUGCAAACCUCCUCGAUGCCACCACAUCCACAGACGAUCUGAUUACCUACGCCAAUGCCGUCGUUCGUGCAGACAAAUUGGUCGCAACCUCCCUUGCAGCGCUAUCCGGGCAUGAAUCGUGGUUAACUCUCACGAAAAACAUCCUCGACGCAACACUUGCCUUGCUGAGUCUAUGUGAUUCCAACUCCAACCCUCUCCCUCCUACUCCCCCUGCUCCGACUACGACCGUCGCUUCACCGCAUCCUACUGCCGCGCCUGUAUCUUCAAAUGAUCCCAUCUUCGUUGAUUUGCAUCCUUUGCUUACCGAGCUGGGCCUAGGCGGUAUCUGGCUCCCUAUCUGGCUUGACCUCGAUGGGCUUCUUGGUACCACUGGUCUCAACGAACUCAUCAACGAUCUGUUAGCAUCGCUCAAUCUUGGCGGGACGCUAGCCAAGCCUGUCCCUGGAGGGAGCCCACCCCCUACCCCAGCAUCAGGAACGCUACUUGGACUCGACCUCAACGCCCUGAUUACCUCGCUGCUCGAUCUCGAUCUCGAUUCUACUCUAGCGAGUCUUGGGGAUUUAGGCGCAGUCACAAACUAUGAUGAUCUCGUAGCAUGGACUGUCGCUCUUAGCGAGGCCUUGCUCGCAUUGACGCUGGAUGCUACCAACAAUGCUCUAAAUGACACAGUCAAAUUACUCAACGACCUCGAAGGAAGUGACUGUGGGCGCAACAACGACACCAUGUCAGCGUUACUGGGGUUGAUCAAAUCCAGCCUGUUAGGGACAUCACCUAAUUUGCUCGAAAUCAAACUCUGA
Messenger RNA from Pleurotus ostreatus (oyster mushroom), 1662 nucleotides. RefSeq lists its product as uncharacterized. Lineage: Eukaryota; Fungi; Basidiomycota; Agaricomycetes; Agaricales; Pleurotaceae. The transcript has 5 exons. Bases 1 to 1662 code for a protein of 553 amino acids. The record is from RefSeq and is a predicted model, not a curated record.